Molecule: messenger RNA, 186 nt
Organism: Funneliformis caledonium
Lineage: Eukaryota; Fungi; Glomeromycota; Glomeromycetes; Glomerales; Glomeraceae
Source: the annotation of a GenBank genome assembly
AAAGCGCUUGAUAAAAACAGUAAAAUUACGCUUGACAAUUUAACGUUAGUCUUACGUGAAGAAGUGCUCAGUAACAUUUAUAGCAAAAAGAAAGACAAUAAAGAUCACAAAGAUGAUGAGCCACCCGAAGACCAAAUGAUAUUUGGCAAUACAAGUUUUAAAUCAUACGAUGAAUUAUUUGAAUAA